UACAUAAUGUUUUAAAUAACUUGUAAAAUAUUGAACUUGUAACAUCAUAUGGCUGCAUUUUGAACACCCGGAAACGUUCUCAACCUUGUUGCCGAGAGGAUUAAUAUGGGUUUCCGAUUUCCUUCAUAGAACUUAACAAUACCUUAUUCACAAGCAUCAAUAUUGCAAAGAUUCUUAUCAGAAAAUCUUGAUUUAACAGUUCAUGGACAUUUGCACAAUCUUGAUGCAAAUUGGCCUGCUCCUCUCUCUCUCUUUCUCAAUCAAGAUGUCCAGGCAAGAAAACAGGCUGAUGCAGAAUUCUCACAUGGGGGCCUAGCCACGUGAUCAUACUCUCUUGGCACUAUGCUCCUUUCAUACCAGGAUAUAUUCUGUUUUAGACAACUUUUUUUGCAUAAUAGACUGCAACUUGUAAAUCAUGUCUAUAAAGUAUUAACAUAUUGGAGAUAUUCAACAGAACCUUAACUCAUUUAUUCAGCCAAUCAACUUCAGAAACUCAUCAUGGAAGAAAGAGAACUGUAAUUAUGAAAAAGAUGAUUUACUUAGAUCUGUUGGCUACCUAACUUUCAAUAAUUUGGUUCAUUGUUUACCUCUUUUUUAUUUUUUUCAAUUUUCAUUUGUUUCGAGAAUCAUUAUCCAUGUGUCUUGACAUAUCACAUAUGCAUGGCACAACUACUUUCAGAGUUUUUUGUGAUUAAACUAAUGGAUUUGUUUAUGCCUUUUCAUCUUAAUAAUAAUUUUUUCUUUUGUGAAUAAAUUAUCUUUUUAGGUUAAAUAUGCGGUACCAUCCAUGAUUUAGACAGUUUACCAAUAAAUCACACCAAGCUCAUAUUCUUUUAUAAUUAGUGAUUACAGAAUAUUAUAUAUAUUUUUUGUUUAACAUGUAUUCUUGAUAGCAAUGGUGUCUGCCAGAGAAAUAUCAAACUUUACUCAAGAAAUAGAACAUAUAUGAUAGAUGUAGGGUUCAAGAUUGAGAAUCUCAAAUUCAAAUCUUAAUGGUAGUCUAAAAGAAAUAAAAAAAAUGUCUUCUUUAACACAUUUAUUGGCCUAUUUUUUCAGAUGGCAAUGAUAUUUGAAGCUUAAUCUCUAUUCAAAUUGCAAUCCUAGCAUUUGACAGUCCUCAAUAAAAGAAAAACAUUAAUUAAUUCAAUGCUUUGAUGAUGUCAAAAGAUGUUUCUCCUAAGAAAACCAUUAGCUUGAUGGACAAGGUCUGACCUAAUUUGGAUGGGGUUCUUAUCAUCAUCAUGAUUGUUCUAUUUCUUGUGAUAAAUGAUAAGCACCAAGCUUCUUAAAUUUUGAAUGAAAUUGUCGUUGAAAUUUGAAAACAGCAACCUCAACUAUAGAGCUGUUUGGUAUUUGAUGAGACCCAUGACCAUAUUAUAUUACAUGAACCAAAGGGUACCCAAUGUCCACCACCUCUGCUUAACCUUUUGAUAUCCCACUUUAAUCCAUUUUUUAAUGUUAAUUAAUCAACAAUUAAAGCUUCAGUUACCUAAAUUAGAAGAAAUCAACUCAUUUGCACCAAGUUGACCAAGAUUAGUUGGUCCCAAAAUCUUAUCUUCAUCUGAUGCCGACCUAAUAAUAAUCCAGUGGGAACCAGCUCCAUAGCGGGUCUUUGUUUUCCAUUGGAGUUAGACACCAAAUCAACCAUUUUCUUUCUGGUAACACCAACACCAAAACUGCCAAAGUUUUAUAAUAAUAAGGCUCACUGUUUUCCAUCCGAAAGAGAGAGAGAGAGAAAGGGAGGGAGAAAAGUCGAAAAGAAUCUAUCCUAUGAAUGAAAGAGAAAUGAAACUCAAAAAGUAACACUUUUGCAAAAUUUUCUUUCUUUGUUGAGCUUCUGCACUGCAUGACCUUCCCCUCUCUCUUUCCCUGUUGCUUGAAGGAGCAAAGACAGGAGGUAAACGACCACAUUACUUAAAGCUCUUUCUUUCUUGUUCUUUCUGUUGAUUUUUUAGUUAAAGACUGGAUAUUUCUAUGCCAAUAGAAGUUUGUAAAUUUAUUUGAAAAAGGUGAAGAAAAACUAUCAUAUGGUAUGUACUGAAUUAAAAUGCGUGGUCUUAAGCUAAUAGAAAGAUUCAAAAGCACUCAAGUUCAUGCCUUGAAUCCACCAGAUACCACUAUUGUUAACACUGCUGGCUCGUCUUCCAUAGCCGGUAAGCUUAGUAAUCAUAGAGUCAAAUUUAUAGGGUCAAAACUCAAAUCCAAUAAGGCCUGCUCUGUCUCAGGAGCUAAAACUCUGUUUCCUUUUGGACUCCCUAGAAUUGACCUUCUUGAACCACCCAUAGAACCUCACUUAAAACCCAUUCAGUUGGUAGAAACCUUAGCUGAUCUUUAUCGUCGGUUCGAAACUUGUUUAGAAUCGGAGAAAUCAUUGAUAUGCAUUGAGCAGUACUCGAUUUUGAGUAGCCUCGGUGAUCCUAAGUUCCUGAGAAGGUGCCUCCGUGCUGCGAGGCAACAUGCCUUUGAUGUGCACUCCAAGUUAGUUUUAUCAGCUUGGUUAAGGUAUGAGAGGAGAGAAGAUGAGCUUGACGGUGUAUCACCAAUGGAUUGCAGUAGGUUCAUUCUUGAAUGUCCUAAGGCUGCUCUGGUAUCUGGGUAUGAUCCAAAUUCCAUUUAUGACCACUGCAAGUGUUAUCAAGAGUGUUCUGUGCAAAUCUCUAAGGGGAACGAGUUUUGGACAUUGGAAGAAGAUAGUGACAUCUCUUUUUGUGUUGCCAAUGAGGAGAUUAAUUGUGUUCGAUUUAAAAUUGCUUCACUUUCAAGCCCGUUUAAGGCUAUGUUAUAUGGGAGUUUCAUGGAGUCAAAAUGUAAUAAAAUUGAUUUUUCACAAAAUGAUAUUUCUGUAGAGGGAAUGAGAGCUGUGGAUUUGUACAGUAGGACUAAAAUGGUAGACUUGUUUUCUCCUGAGAUUGUAUUGGAGCUCUUAUCGUUUGCAAAUAGGUUCUGUUGUGAGGAAAUGAAGUCUGCUUGUGAUAUUCAUUUGGCUUCUUUAGUCAGCUGUAUAGAGGAUGCUUUGCUUCUUAUUGAAUAUGGGUUAGAAGAAAGGGCAAAUUUUCUAGUAGCUUCAUGUUUGCAGGUUUUUCUAAGAGAGCUCCCAAGUUCUCUUUAUAACCCCAAAGUGAUGAAAAUAUUUUGUGGCUUUGAGGCAAGGGAGAGAUUGGCAUCAGCAGGGCAUGCUUCUUUCUUCUUGUAUUAUUUCCUAAGCCAGGUGGCUAUGGAAGAGAAUAUGCUGUCAAAUGCAACAGUGAUGUUGUUGGAAAGAUUGAGAGAAUGUGCUGCAGAAAAGUGGCAGAAGGCUCUAGCUUUGCAUCAACUGGGUUGUGUGUUGCUUGGGAGGAAAGAGUACGAAAAUGCUCAAUGUUGUUUUGAAGCAGCUACCGAGGCAGGUCAUGUUUAUUCAUUAGCUGGUAUGGCAAGAUGCAAGUACAAGCAAGGGCAACAGUAUUCAGCCUAUAGGUUGAUGAGCUCACUUAUCUCUGAGCAUAAAGCAGUUGGGUGGAUGUAUCAGGAACGAUCUUUGUAUAAUGUUGGGAAGGAUAAGAUUGCUGAUUUGAACACUGCAACUGAAUUGGAUCCCACCCUUUCAUUCCCGUAUAAAUAUAGAGCAGUCUCAAAGGCAGAGGAGAAGCAAACUAGGGCUGCUAUUUCAGAGAUUGACAGAAUCAUUGGAUUCAAGCUUGCACCUGAAUGCCUAGAAUUGCGAGCUUGGUUCUUCAUAGCAAUUGAGGAUUAUGGAAGUGCUUUGAGAGAUGUCAGAGCAAUGUUAACUUUGGAGCCAAAUUACAGAAUGUUCAAUGAGCAAGUUAGCGGGGAUGAUUUGAUUGAGCUCCUGAACCAUAAGAUUCAGCAGGGAUGUCAAGCUGACUGCUGGAUGCAACUUUAUGAUCGAUGGUCUUGUGUAGAUGAUAUUGGCUCUUUGGCUGUCAUUCACCAGAUGCUGGUUAAUGAUCCUGGAAAAAUCCUGCUUAGAUUUCGGCAAUCUCUGCUUCUUUUGAGGCUAAAUUGUCAGAAGGCUGCUAUGCGAUGUUUGCGAUUAGCUCGUAAUCUUUCUAGUUAUGAGCAUGAAAAGUUAGUUUAUGAAGGAUGGAUUUUAUAUGACACUGGCCAUCGUGAAGAAGCUCUUGCAAGAGCUGAGAAGUCCAUUUUGAUUCAGAGGUCGUUUGAAGCAUUUUUCCUGAAAGCAUACACUUUGGCAGAUUCCACUGUGGAUCCUGAGUCGUCUUCUUAUGUAAUUCAACUUCUGGAGGAAGCCCUUAGAUGCCCUUCAGAUGGUCUUCGAAAAGGACAAGCACUCAAUAAUUUAGGCACUAUCUAUGUGGAUUGUGGUAAACUGGAUCAAGCUGCAAACUGCUAUAUGAAUGCCCUUGAAAUCAAGCAUACAAGAGCUCAUCAGGGGUUAGCACGCAUUUAUUUUUUAAGAAAUCAGCGAAAAGCUGCAUAUGAUGAGAUGUCCAAACUGAUAGAGAAGGCACAUAAUAAUGCCUCAGCAUAUGAAAAGCAGUCCGAAUAUUGUGAUCGUGAGAUGGCAAUUAAUGAUCUAAACAUGGCAACAAAGCUGGAUCCACUUAGAACAUACCCGUACAGAUACAGGGCAGCUGUGCUAAUGGAUGACCAAAAAGAACUUGAAGCAGUUGAAGAGCUUUCAAAAGCCAUAGCUUUCAAGCCUGACCUGCAAAUGCUUCAUCUUCGAGCUGCAUUUUAUGAGUCAAUGGGUGAUCUCAGCUCAGCUCUCUGUGAUUGUGAAGCUGCUCUCUCUUUGGAACCAAACCAUAUCGACACGCUUGAUCUGUAUAAUAGAGCCAGAGGCCGAGCCAGCCAUCCACAAGAAAUGUGAGAGGCACUGUUGUUACAUUUCUGAUAAACUAGGGGAGUUAGUUGUCAGUAAUAAGGAAAAGAAUCUUGGAGUCUUUCGCAUAGCUUUAUUUCCUUUCCGAAAUGGUGGGCUAGUGAGCAUCUAGCUGCCAAAUGACAAUGAAAAGGAAAAGACCAAGAGAGUUGCUUGUCAAUAGGAGCGUUAUGGAACUAAUAAUAGUGGAAAUAGAGCGAGCAGCCUAUCCACCAUCUUCCCAGAAUUUAGUUUUAUGCGACAGAAUCAGGUCUUCAUGAUAGUUGGCACGAGAUUUAGCAAUGUAGGUUAAAGGGUUUACAGACUGUUGUAACUUUGGUCAUUGCUUACAAAAAGAACUGGUAUACAGUUCAUAGAAUAUAUCUUAUCAUUCGAGAAGGACUUCUUGUCAUCUCUCUUAGUUCAUCUUGUACAUGAACAACAGUAAAAUAGGUUUAAAUCUCUCUUUUUUUACUGUAAUUUUUCCUUCUUAAUUUUCUUUUGCAUACAAUUAGGUAGGCCUUCUGGGAAACUUCUGCUUUUCUACCAAUGUGGCUACCUCCAUUUGUAGUACAUUUCUUCCUCUCUUUUCUAUCCCUCAAAUGAUUCGGUUCCAGUCUAUUUC
This is a messenger RNA of Durio zibethinus, 5450 nucleotides long. RefSeq names its product ethylene-overproduction protein 1-like. Gene Ontology annotation, biological process: negative regulation of ethylene-activated signaling pathway. The record is from RefSeq and is a predicted model, not a curated record. Gene Ontology annotation, molecular function: protein binding. Lineage: Eukaryota; Viridiplantae; Streptophyta; Magnoliopsida; Malvales; Malvaceae.